Molecule: messenger RNA, 528 nt
Organism: Homarus americanus (American lobster)
Lineage: Eukaryota; Metazoa; Arthropoda; Malacostraca; Decapoda; Nephropidae
Exons: 4
Coding region: 16-528 (170 amino acids)
Source: RefSeq, a predicted model, not a curated record
GUGGAGAGUGGAAGUAUGUGCUGUUGGAUAAUGGGGAGGUGCGGCGUGAAGAGGAAGCUUGGGUGGUGUGUGGUGGUGGUGACGCUGGUGGUCAAGAUGGUAGCGACCCUCGGCAACCUCAACGAUAACCUAGAGGGCACCGCCAAGGAAGGUCAACUGCAUUAUGAACUCAUGACCACGCAGUCCAAGAUGCCCAGGUAUGGCGACUGUUACCAGAAUACCUUACAAGACCUUCGCGACGGAUGUUCCAACCUUACUGAUGAGGUACAGAGUCGCCUGGCGCUGGCCUUCACCAACUGUUACAUGGUUAGAUUCGGGUGGGUGGUGUACCCCUGCGAGAAGGAGGAGCCUCUGGAUGCAUGUAUGUACCACUUAGACUCCCGGGCCGCCACUGUUUACUCCUCCAUGUUGUCCUCUACGCUAGCCAUGUGCCACUUCCUACAAGCCCAGGCCUGGCACCAAGCCACUACGGAUGCUGUUCACAGGUAUUUUGUCACGAGUUUAACCUCAGUAAAGGCGAGUGUUUGA